Drosophila miranda is the source of this 1417-nucleotide messenger RNA. RefSeq names its product guanylate kinase-associated protein mars-like. Gene Ontology annotation, biological process: regulation of mitotic cell cycle; chromosome segregation; signaling. The coding region runs from base 18 to 839 and encodes 273 amino acids. Gene Ontology annotation, molecular function: microtubule binding. NCBI's taxonomy places the organism in Eukaryota, Metazoa, Arthropoda, Insecta, Diptera, Drosophilidae. The transcript has 2 exons. Gene Ontology annotation, cellular component: nucleus; spindle pole centrosome; cytoplasm. The record is from RefSeq and is a predicted model, not a curated record.
ACAAUUGAAGUCAAGAAAUGAUAGAAGCCUUGGGUGAGAUUUCAAAUCUGAGUCCAGUGGGUCCAAUGAGCAGCCACCGAGAUUCGAAAGCGAAGCGGAAAUUUGACUUUUCUAGGUACUCUUUUAUAAAAACGGCAGCUGAAGAGAGUUUGAUCUUGGAUCCAUAUCUGGCUAAGGAUCCAGAUGAUAAAGAACAAGAAAAUUCUACUCUGAAGGCAGCUGCGGAGCAAACCCCUCCUCGCAGGAUUUCCGAUGAGAAGCCCAACUACUUAAGUCCAUAUGUGAGCGUCUCGCGCGGUAAAGUCAACUCUCGCUGUGAGCGUGAGAAGCGAAACAGCAUGUAUUUGCCCGGUGAGGAGUAUCCUGUUGCCAAUCGGCGGGCCCUCGAGUCGGUGCUCUACUUUCGCAUACAGCUGGAGAAUGAGAUUCGACGACUGCGAGAUAUCUGCAGCGAGUGGGAAGCCUAUAGCAAGGAGAAUGAGGCGCAUCUGGUUGAGACGGGCGGCAUAGAUAUGAUCAAUGUGGCCAUUGGACAGACAAAUUUGCUCUGUACCAAGAAAUUGAUGCAGUUCAGCGGUCUGAUUGACCGUUGCGAGGCGGGAGCUACGGGCAAGAACCAUCGACCGUACGAUGGCAGCGAGGAGACGAAACCCGUCCAGGCAGAGGAUCUGGAAGGGUGGUGGGACAUGCUGCGACUCCAGAGUGAGAAUGUUGACAAGCGCUUUGAUAACUUGAAGCGAUGGAAACAGAACAAUUGGCAGGACCCGAUGCAGUUGAGGAAUCGAAAAUACCAGCCAAGCCUGUGGCCAAACCAAAGUCUAAGCUGGGCAACAAUUUAAACGCUAAGCCCAAGGUCAAGGCCAGCAGUAACUUGAUGCAAUUACUCCGCAAGGCCCAUGCUGAAAUGAAAAAGGCUAAGGCGGAUGUGGUAUCAGCGGACGAUGCCCCGCAAACUCCAUCUCGCAGCAGCACUCAGCGUGUGAUCGUAGUACGCGACCGUCGGUCCUUCUCUCCUGCUCGCACCGUCCUGCGCAUGUCUGUAGGCGAGAGCCGUUCUUCCAAUGGUGGCAACACUCUGCUCAAGUCUGCUAUAUUGGCCGCGGCCGAACAAAACGCUCUUAAUCAUACCCCUCCUCCCAAUAAGGGACGCCAGUCGAUUCUGAAAAAACCAGGGACCAGCAAGCGUGAAAGUCGUGGAGUUAUUUUCUGUACAAAGAAAAAUGUACGGCACUUCAAAUUCACCUACGAAGAAGGCACUAUUAGCGAUGACCAGGGCCCAGCAGAAAAUGAGCCGCAAUCCGCGUCUUAGGCCAUCCACCGAGUUUAUGUAGUUUAUCUAUCAUUUAUUAUUUAAAGUUACGUUUGUGUUUAUAUGUAUAGUAUUAUUUAAUUCUGAAAAUUAUGUUUCAAUUUCAAA